Molecule: messenger RNA, 2874 nt
Organism: Balaenoptera ricei (Rice's whale)
Lineage: Eukaryota; Metazoa; Chordata; Mammalia; Artiodactyla; Balaenopteridae
Gene: PSMD12
Product: proteasome 26S subunit, non-ATPase 12
Exons: 11
Coding region: 74-1444 (456 amino acids)
Cellular component (GO): cytoplasm; nuclear proteasome complex; proteasome regulatory particle, lid subcomplex
Source: RefSeq, a predicted model, not a curated record
GGCUUCCGCUUCCGGUGUGGGUGACGAGUGGUGCCGAAGCAGGGAGACAUCAAGGGACGCUCAGGCAGGGACCAUGGCGGAAGGCGGCUCGGAGCGGGCAGAUGGGCGCAUCGUCAAGAUGGAGGUGGACUACAGCGCCACGGUGGAUCAGCGACUGCCGGAGUGCGAGAAGCUGGCCAAGGAAGGAAGACUUCAAGAAGUCAUUGAAACCCUUCUCUCUUUGGAAAAACAGACCCGAACUGCUUCUGAUAUGGUGUCUACAUCCCGUAUCUUAGUUGCAGUAGUGAAGAUGUGCUAUGAGGCUAAAGAAUGGGAUUUACUUAAUGAAAAUAUUAUCCUUUUGUCAAAAAGACGGAGUCAGUUAAAACAAGCUGUUGCAAAAAUGGUUCAGCAGUGCUGUACUUACGUUGAGGAAAUCACAGACCUUCCAAUCAAACUUCGAUUAAUUGAUACUCUACGAAUGGUUACAGAAGGAAAGAUUUACGUUGAAAUUGAGCGUGCUCGGCUGACUAAAACAUUAGCAACUAUAAAAGAGCAGAACGGUGACGUCAAAGAGGCAGCCUCCAUUUUACAAGAGUUACAGGUGGAAACGUAUGGGUCAAUGGAAAAGAAAGAGCGAGUGGAGUUUAUUUUGGAGCAAAUGCGGCUCUGCCUAGCUGUGAAGGAUUACAUUCGCACACAAAUCAUCAGCAAGAAAAUUAACACCAAAUUUUUUCAGGAAGAAAAUACAGAGAAAUUAAAGUUGAAAUACUAUAACUUAAUGAUUCAGCUGGAUCAACAUGAAGGAUCUUAUUUGUCUAUUUGUAAGCACUACAGAGCAAUCUAUGAUACUCCCUGUAUACAGGCAGAAAGUGAAAAGUGGCAACAGGCCCUGAAAAGUGUUGUCCUUUAUGUUAUCUUGGCUCCUUUUGACAAUGAACAGUCAGAUUUGGUUCACCGAAUAAGUGGUGACAAGAAGUUAGAAGAAAUUCCUAAAUACAAGGAUCUUUUAAAGCUUUUUACCACAAUGGAGUUGAUGCGUUGGUCCACACUUGUUGAAGACUAUGGAAUGGAAUUAAGAAAAGGUUCUCUGGAGAGUCCUGCAACUGAUGUUUUUGGUUAUACAGAGGAAGGUGAAAAAAGGUGGAAAGACUUGAAAAACAGAGUUGUUGAACAUAAUAUUAGAAUAAUGGCCAAGUAUUACACAAGGAUAACAAUGAAGAGGAUGGCACAACUUCUGGAUCUAUCUGUUGAUGAGUCAGAGGCUUUUCUCUCGAAUCUAGUAGUUAACAAGACCAUCUUUGCUAAAGUAGACAGGUUGGCAGGAAUUAUCAACUUCCAGAGACCCAAGGAUCCAAAUAAUUUAUUAAAUGACUGGUCUCAGAAACUGAACUCACUGAUGUCUCUAGUUAACAAAACCACACACCUCAUAGCCAAAGAGGAGAUGAUACAUAAUCUACAAUAAGCGUCUCCAUGCCCUUAAUGCUUUUAGAAAAGAGUUAAAAUUGGAAGUCAUUAAAAAAGAAAAAGACUUUUAUGGUGUAUAUGUUGGGUUUUUUUCUAUUCUCAGCUCUUUUGUCUAAAGUUUAAAAGCUAGUGAAUAUGUUUGAGGCCCCUUUUGAUCUUCAGUUCCUCGAUUUCAUUGUUAACUUUGCAUUUGCAGUUGGUGCGAAAAUAUAUAAUACAUUUCUAUUGUGAGUACUCAAAAAAUUGUCAUAACUUACCUAAAUACAUUAUUCUAUCGUUGGAAACCUUUUUAGCUACUAUUUGUUUUCAUUCAGCUAAUAACCAUAACUAUAAUAAUAAAAGCAGUAUAUGCACGUUUACCUUCCAUGGUUACCUGUGUUUCUAAACAUUUUGUGGGAUAGUGAUUUAAGUGUUUUUUAAAUAAAAUUAAUUUUGUUGUAAAGCUAUUGAUUAUUUAGUAGAAUUUUAAAAGCAACAUAGAACCUAUAAGAACAUUUGGGAUAAAGUUGUGAUUUGUGAAGAAUUUGUAUUUUAGUAUUGUGGCAGAAAGUCUCUAGAUUGAGUGUGUACAGAGCUAUCUGGUAGGCUGUAGACUUUUUUUUUUUUUUUUUUUUUUGAGUCAAGCUAGUUUCAAUCACAGUAGCUUAUUUUUACCCCCUUUCCCUGACUUGACCAGUUGUUGAACUAAUUGUGUUGACAGAGGUUAAUACACAAGGUCAUUUUUAUAACUCCUUUGUGGCUUUAACUUCCAUGUGUAAUUACAUCAUUAAUGCUCCAAAUUCAUUCUCUCCUAUAGGAACUUUUGUUCCAUUAUAUGCAUGCUAGAUAACAACCUAAAAUGCAUUAAAAAUCACCAAAAAGACUUCAGGCCACCCUCUUGGCAAAUGGUAUAGUGUUGACACUUUUUUUUAACAGAACUAAACAAAAGUAGUUUUACUGUUAAAAGAAACAUCUGAGAUCACUUACUAUGAGCAAAUUUUAGAAGUUUUAAAAUUUGAUUUCAGAGAAAAUGGAAAAAGGAAACAACGUUAGGUUAUUUAAAAUAUGUUUAAAUGAAGAAAGUAUAAGGUCUUUUUUUAAAAACACAAAUAGAGAGGGAAAGGCAUUCUGGAAACAACAGUUUUCACAAUUCAUUUUCCAUUUAAUGAUCACUAAAUCGUCCUAUUUCGUGAUCCCAGGGCUGGGGACAGUUGUAGAACCUCUAUUGUGAAUAAUAACAUAUAUUAAUCUAAUUUUAUUCUUUGGAAAUUUAAUGUAUUGGUCACAUUAAUAACAAUAUCUGCUAUCACUUAUCUUUAAAAACUAACGAAAAAUAUGGCAAGGUAAGAAACAUCAGAAGUUUACAUUAGCAGUAAGAAUAUAGUUUUCAAUUUUCUUUUGAAUGAAAAGGAUGGAAAAUAAAAUCAUUUUGCAUUGUUAAUUUGUAAA